Molecule: messenger RNA, 1531 nt
Organism: Phodopus roborovskii (desert hamster)
Lineage: Eukaryota; Metazoa; Chordata; Mammalia; Rodentia; Cricetidae
Gene: Neu2
Product: neuraminidase 2
Exons: 3
Coding region: 354-1493 (379 amino acids)
Biological process (GO): oligosaccharide catabolic process; ganglioside catabolic process
Cellular component (GO): lysosome; membrane; cytoplasm
Molecular function (GO): exo-alpha-sialidase activity
Source: RefSeq, a predicted model, not a curated record
AGCCUGGGAAAGGGAGGUGUUUUUCUUCUUCUCUGGGACAGCUUUCUAAGGCUCUGGAGUUAUAAAAGGCUCUCGUGUGUCAUUCCCUGGCAUCCGGACAGCUGCGGAGUGCUGCUCAGCAAACUCUUCUACUCUACGCAGGCUUACAGCAGAAGGUUGUCACAAAUCUGUUGUGAAGAGAGCGGUUGACUUAUGGCAGGAACCUAAUACAAAACACACUUUUCUGUUCCUAGAUGGAGUCAUGCCAAUGCUACUGCACAACUGGCAAAUGUGGUUUGGGGAUAUGAGAAAGGACACAGAACCUUUUUGAGGACAGGCCACCAGACAGGACCUGGCUUGUCGAUCUCAGGCCCAUGGCGACCUGCCCUGUCCUGCAGAAGGAGACGCUAUUCCAGACAGGAGACUACGCUUAUAGAAUCCCUGCUCUGAUCUACCUGUCGAAGCAGAAGACCUUGCUGGCCUUUGUGGAAAAGCGUCUGAGCAAGACAGAUGAGCAUGCUGAUUUGUUCUCCCUACGAAGAGGAAGCUACAAUUCAGACACCCAUCAGGUCCAGUGGCAAGCUGAGGAGGUGGUGACCCAAGCCCAGCUGGAGGGCCACCGCUCCAUGAGCCCGUGUCCCUUGUAUGACAAGCAGACAAAGACCCUCUUCCUUUUCUUCAUCGCCAUCCGCGGGCAAAUAUCAGAAUACCACCAGCUCCAGACUGGGGUUAAUGUCACACGGCUAUGCUACAUCACUAGCACUGACCAUGGGAAGACCUGGAGCGCCGUCCAGGACAUUACAGAUACCGCCAUUGGCAACACCCAUCAGGAUUGGGCCACAUUUGGUGUGGGUCCUGGACACUGUCUGCAGCUGCAAAACACAGCUGGGAGCCUCCUGGUCCCUGCUUAUGCCUACCGGAAACAAUCCUCUAUCCAGGCGCCUGCCCCCUUUGCCUUCUGCUUCCUCAGCCAUGACCAUGGGCACACAUGGGAGCUGGGCCACUUUGUGUCCCAGAACUCACUGGAGUGCCAGGUGGCUGAUGUUGGCACUGGAGCUCAGAGGGUGGUCUAUCUCAAUGCUAGGAGCUCCCUGGGAGCCAGGGUCCAGGCACAAAGUCCUAACAGUGGCCUGGAUUUCCAGGACAACCAGGUAGUGAGUAAACUUGUAGAGCCUCCGGGAGGUUGCCAAGGAAGUGUGGUUGCCUUCCCCAACCCCAUCUCAGGGGCAGAUGCCUUACAUGUGUGGCUGCUCUAUACCCACCCUACCGAUUCCCGGAAGAGGACCAACCUGGGUGUGUACCUCAACCAGAAGCCACUGGACCCCACGACCUGGUCAGAGCCCACCCUGUUGGCGACAGGAAACUGUGCCUACUCGGACUUGCAGAAUAUGGGGCAUGGCCCUGAUGGCUCCCCACUAUUUGGGUGUGUGUAUGAAUCAGAUAACUACGAAGAGAUCGUUUUCAUCACCUUCACCCUAAAGCAAGCUUUCCCGGCAGUAUUUGGUGCCCAGUGAUCUUGCUGCAUGCGGCCCAGAGUGCUUCCUUGUGCUUC